AUGUGUUCGCUGGCAGCCUCACAACCCCUCACCCAUGAUGUAGCACCGAUUGUUGAUGAGCUCAAGGUCAAGCUCAACGGCUAUUCUAGCGAUACGAAAACUCUCAAGGCUCCCCUACCGAACCCAUCCUUGCAGGUCACGGCAGAUCACAACUUGAAAAGAGUCGACGCGCCUGUGUAUGCACCCAAGUCCGGCGAGGUUCUUGUUCACAUCAAGGCCACCGGUAUUUGCGGUUCUGAUGUUCAUUUUUGGAAAACAGGAUGUAUAGGUUCCCUUGUAUUUGAGGGUGAUUGCAUCAUUGGACAUGAGGCCGCUGGUGUUGUGAUUCGUGUUGGUGAGGAUGUUGCAGAUCUCCAACCGGGCGACCGUGUGGCUGUUGAGCCUGGUGUUCCUUGCGGUCAUUGCUUUCUGUGUAAAGACGGCCGAUACAAUCUCUGUGAAGAUGUGCAGUUCUCCGGGGUCUACCCUUAUGCAGGAACUCUGCAGCGAUACAAGGUUCAUCCUGCCAAAUGGCUUCAUAAACUUCCCGAUAGUGUCUCCUUCGCCGAGGGCGCCCUUCUCGAGCCCCUGAGUGUCGUCCUCCACGGCAUAAACUCCGCCCCGAUCACACUCGGAACGCCUGCUGUGAUCUGUGGUGCUGGCCCUAUUGGUCUUCUUGCCCUCGCCGCCGCGCGAGCUUCUGGGGCCCAUCCCCUGGUCAUCACCGAUGUUGAACCCAAACGACUGGCUUUUGCAAAGGAGUUCGUUCCCACCGCUAUUGCGUAUCAGGUUGACAUUAGCAAGAGCAACGAGCAGAAUGGGAAGGCUGUGAGGAAGCUCUUUGGUGAAACAGAGUAUGUUCAGCCUAGGGUUGUGUUUGAAUGUACCGGUAUCGAAAGCAGUGUAUGCUCCGCUGCGUAUAUGGUACGUCGUGGAGGUGUUCUCAUGGUUGUCGGUGUUGGCAGGUCGAUUAUGAACAAUCUGCCUUUUAUGCAUUUGUCUCUUGCCGAGAUUCAACUUCGAUUCAUCAACAGAUACAAGGACACCUGGCCAGCGGGUAUUGCGUGUAUUGAGGGGGGCUUGAUAGAUGCGAAGAAGUUGGUAUCGCAUGUUUUCCCUCUGGAACAGGCUCUGGAGGGUUUGUCUUUAUCGGCAGACCCUAAGAAUGGGUGCAUCAAGGUGCAAAUUGUGGAUGAGACUGAGACAACGUAUUUUUGA
This is a messenger RNA of Fusarium mangiferae, 1197 nucleotides long. RefSeq names its product putative L-arabinitol 4-dehydrogenase. The record is from RefSeq and is a predicted model, not a curated record. The transcript has 5 exons. Gene Ontology annotation, biological process: D-sorbitol catabolic process. The coding region runs from base 1 to 1197 and encodes 398 amino acids. Lineage: Eukaryota; Fungi; Ascomycota; Sordariomycetes; Hypocreales; Nectriaceae. Gene Ontology annotation, molecular function: L-iditol 2-dehydrogenase (NAD+) activity; zinc ion binding.